This is a messenger RNA of Carlito syrichta (Philippine tarsier), 4469 nucleotides long. Its product is annotated as zinc finger protein 208-like. The coding region runs from base 74 to 3607 and encodes 1177 amino acids. The transcript is spliced from 7 exons. NCBI's taxonomy places the organism in Eukaryota, Metazoa, Chordata, Mammalia, Primates, Tarsiidae. The record is from RefSeq and is a predicted model, not a curated record. Gene Ontology annotation, biological process: regulation of transcription by RNA polymerase II. Gene Ontology annotation, molecular function: RNA polymerase II cis-regulatory region sequence-specific DNA binding; DNA-binding transcription activator activity, RNA polymerase II-specific. Gene Ontology annotation, cellular component: nucleus.
GCUUCUGUCACUCUGCGAUCUGCAAGUACGGGGAGCCCCACAGCUAAGACGCCAGGACACCCAGAAGCGGGAAAUGGAAGCCCAGGUGACUCCGCCGAAGCCUCUGUCGCCCUGUGACCUGCAGGUCCGUAGGGAGGACGCCAAGACAGCCGGAAGCCUGGAAAUGGUACUGUUGACAUUCAGGGAUGUGGCCAUAGAAUUCUCUCUGGAAGAGUGGGAUUGCCUGGACCCUGCUCAGAGGAAUUUGUAUAGGGAUGUGAUGCUAGAGAACUACAGAAACCUGGUCUCCCUGGAUCUUGCUAUGUCUACACCGGACCUAAUCACCUGUCUGGAGCAGAGCAAAGAACCCUGGAAUUUGGAGAGACAGGAGAUAGUAGCCAAACACCCAGUGUCUUCUCAUUUCACCAACGACCUUUUGCCAGAGCAGAGCAUUAAAGACUCAUUCCAAGAAAUGAUACUGAGAAGAUAUGGAAACUAUGGCUUUGAUAAUUUAAACUUAAAGACAGACUGGGAAAGCAUAGAUGAGUGUAAGGGGCAGAAAGGAUGUUAUAAUGGACUUAGCCAGUGUUUCUCAACUACCCAUAGCCAAAGUUUUCAAUAUAAUGAAUAUAUGAAAGCCCAUAAUAAAUUGUCAAAUCCAACUAGACAUAAGAUAAGCUAUACCGGAGAGGAACUUUUCAGUUGCCAAGAAUAUGGCACAUCCUUUUAUAUGCCCUCAGUCCUAACUCAACAUCAGAGAAUCCAUACUGGAGAGAAUCCCUAUAAAUAUGGAGAAUGUGGCAAAGCCUUUAACCAGUGCUCACAGUUUACUGAACAUAAGAAAGUUCAUCCUGGACAGAAACUCUACCAAUGUGAAACAUGUGGCAAAGCUUUUAAACACAGUUCAAACUUUUCUAAACAUAAGAGAAAUCAUACUGGAGUGAGACCUCACAAAUGUGAAGUAUGUGGCAAGGCCUUUAAGUUGUUCUCAUACCUUACUGAACAUAUGCGAAUUCAUACUGGAGAAAAACCCUACAAAUGUGAAGAAUGUGGGAAAGCUUUUAAGCAGUGCUCAAUCCUUACUAAACAUAAGCGAAUUCAUACUGGAGAGAAACCUUACAAAUGUGAAGAAUGUGGCAAAGCCUUUAACCAGUGCUCACACCUUACUGAACACAGGAGAAUACAUACUGGAGAGAAACAUUACAAAUGUAAAGAAUGUGGCAAAGUCUUUAAAUCUUGUUCAAGUCUUUCCAAUCAUAGGAAAGUUCAUACUGGAGAGAAAAUCCACAAAUGUGAAGAUUGUGGCAAAGCUUUUAAGUGGUUUUCAUACCUUACUCAACAUAAGAAAAUUCAUACGGGAGAGAAACCCUACAAAUGUGAAGAAUGCGGCAAAGCCUUUAACCAGUCUUCCAACCUUACUGAACAUAAGCGAACUCAUACUGGAGAGAAACCCUACAAAUGUGAAGAAUGUGGCAAAGCUUUUAAGCGGUGUUCAAUUCUUAUUGAACAUAAACGGAUUCAUACUGGAGAGAAACCCUAUAGAUGUGAAGAAUGUGGCAAAGCCUUUAACCAAUGCUCACACCUUUAUAAGCAUAAAAGAAUUCAUACUAGAGAGAAACCCUACAAAUAUGAAGAAUGUGGCAAAGCUUUUAACCAAAGCUCACAGUUCACUGAACAAAAGAAAAUUUGUCCUGGGGCGAAACUCUAUCAGUGCAAACAAUGUGGUAAAGCUUUUAAACACAGCUCAAACCUUUCUAAACAUAAGAGAAAUCAUACUGGAGUGAAACCCCACAAAUGUGAAGAAUGUGGCAAAGCCUUCAAGUUGUUCUCAUACCUGACUGAACAUAAGCGAAUUCAUACUGGAGAGAAACCCUACAAAUGUGAAGAAUGUGGCAAAGCCUUUACCCAGUGCUCACAUCUUUCUAAACAUAAGAGAAUUCAUAUUGGAGAAAAACCCUACAAAUGUACAGAAUGUGGCAAAGCCUUUAAAUCCCGCACAAUUCUUUCUAAGCAUAAGACAGUUCAUCAGAGAGAAAAACCCUACAAAUGUGAAGAAUGUGGAAAAUCUUUUUACUGGUUUUCACAUCUUACUAAUCAUAAAAUAAUUCAUACUGGAGAGAAACCCUACAAAUGUGAAGAAUGUGGAAAAGCUUUUUACUGGUUUGCUAAUCUUACUAAUCAUAAGAUAAUUCAUACUGGAGAGAAACCCUACAAGUGUGAAGAAUGUGGGAAAGCUUUUAGCUUGAUAUCAUACCUUACUAAACAUAAACGAAUUCAUACUGGAGAGAAACCUUACAAAUGUGAAGAAUGUGGAAAAGCCUUUAAGCAAUGUGGACACCUAAAUGCACAUAAGAGGUGUCAUAGUGGAGAGAAACCCUAUAAAUGUAAAGAAUGUGGCAAAGUCUUUAAACAGUUCUCAAACCUUUCUAAUCAUAAGAUAAUUCAUACUGGAGAGAAACCCUACAAAUGUGAAGAAUGUGGCAAAGCUUUUAGCUUGAUAGUAUACCUUACUAAACAUAAACGAAUUCAUACUGGAGAGAAGCCCUACAAGUGUGAAGAAUGUGGGAAAGCCUUUACACAAGGCUCACAGCUAAAUGUACAUAAGAUAAGUCAUGCUGUAGAGAAACCCUAUGAAUGUGGAGAAUGUGGUAAAUCCUUUAAGUUGUUCUCAUAUCUUACUAAACAUAAGCAAAUUCAUACUGGAGAGAAACCCUAUAAAUGUGAACAAUGUGGCAAAGCUUUUAAUGAAUAUAAAAACCUUACUAAUCAUAAGAUAAUUCAUACUGGAGAGAAAUCUUUCAAAUGUGAAACAUGUGGAAAAGCUUUUCUCUGGAUUUCAUGUCUUACUAAACAUAAGAGAACUCAUACCUCAGAGAAGCCCUACAAAUGUAAAGAAUGUGGCAAAUCCUUUAAGUUAUUCUCAUAUCUUACUCAACAUAAGCAAAUUCAUACUGGAGAAAAGCCCUACAAAUGUGAAGAAUGUGGCAAAUCCUUUAAGCUGUUCUCCUAUCUUACUCAACAUAAGCAAAUUCAUACUGGAGAGAAACCUUAUAAAUGUGAAGAAUGUGGGAAAGCCUUUCACCGGUGCUCAUCCCUUAUUCAACAUAAGAAAAUUCAUACUGAAGAAAAACCUUACAAAUGUAAAGAAUGUGGCCAAGUCUUCAACCACUACUCAAACCUUGUUGAACAUAAGGUAAUUCAUACUGGAGAGAAACCCCACAAAUGUGAAGAAUGUGGUAAAGCCUUUCACUGGUUCUCACUUCUUACCAAACAUAAGAGAAUGCAUACUGGGGAGAAACCCUACAAAUGUGAAGAAUGUGGCAAAGCCUUUAACUAUCUCUCAAACUUACAUGUACAUAAGAGACUGCAUACUGGAAAGAAACCCUAUGAAUGUGAAGAAUGUGGCAAAGUCUUUAACCAGUUCUCACAAGUUACUCAACAUAAGAGAGUUCAUACUGGAGAGAAACCCUACAGAUGUGAAGAAUGUGGCAAAGCCUUCAAAGCUCACUCAGCCCUUACUAAACAUAAGAGAAUUCAUAGUGGAGAGAAACCCUACAAAUGUGAAGAAUGCGGCAAGGCCUUUAAUCAGUGCUCAAAUCUUAAUGUACAUAAGAGAAUUCACACCUGAGAAUUGUCCUACAAAUUUCAAGAAUAUGGCAAAAGGCUUUAAUACCUGCUUACAUAUUAAUUCACAUGAUACUUCACACUGAAUAAAAGGGUUACAAAUAUAAUGACUUUUGUAAAACCACCCACAAAAUAUAAGCCUCAGAGUGUAGCAGAGUAUGUAUACUGAACAGCAUUACAAAUAUACAGGGGCACAAUACCCUUACUUAUAUCACAGAUCUUAUUUGUACACAGGAGAAUUUUUACUGCACAAAAAUUCUCCAGUGGUUGCUCAAGCUUAACCUCAGAGACCCUACAUAUGAGAGAAACUCUGCAAAUAUAAUAAAUACAGAAAAACACUUGUCCAAAAAACAUGUCUUAGAAAACACCAACGAGCUCAUACUAAAAAAUACUUUAGAUAUGCAUUAAAUAUGAAUAAAUGUGUACUCAUCUAAACAUCAGAGGAUUCACUCUCAAAGUGUUGAUUAUAGAAAAUAAUCUAAAGUUAAAAUUAUUAGUUAAUGUAUUUAUAUUGAUUUUUGUGGAGCUAUAAUUACAUGUAAAGUAUACUUUUUUGCAUUAAAAAACUUUCAGAUUUUUUUAAAGCAAAAAAAUCAACCCUUAGAUCAGUAUGUAAAUCAACUCUCAAAUCACACGGUGCUCUGCCUUCAUUUCUAGUGUUUACGUAAAGCAUGUGGUUAGUUGUUGCUGUACGGGAGCCUACGAGAGGUCCUUCUAGGUUAGGUGGGGCUCAUUUACGUACUUUUCCAUGGAGGUUUAAGGAUAAUCUUCUGCAUUAUAGUAAGAAGAAAACAUUUUUAAUUUUAGAAAUAAAUUGUUUUACUAAUUGCAUAUUAAGUAAUAAAAUUCAGUGGAUUUUGAAAUGC